AUGGACACGAACAUUUUCACCGGUGACGGAGAAUUUAUCGAUGUCACCGGGCAGAUACUCUCCGGGAUGCAGUUCCACGACUGCCGACAAGCGGCCCAUUGCAUGCUCUACGCAGACGCCACUCUCCCCUUCAAAGAAUACGACAAGGUUUAUUUCCCACGGGCAGCUGUACACAUGCAGUGGCGGUUCGACGGUCACAUCGGAUUCCCCGGAGGGAUGGUCGACCCGGGCGAGACUCCUGUGCAGACGAUCAACCGGGAAUUAGUUGAAGAGUCGGGGAUCGAGAUGAACAGGGUCGUCCUCGGCCCGGAGGACCUUUUGUACGUCCACCUUAGUCGGACGACCAACACACUCCUCUAUUUCUACGUCAAAAAAAUCAGCUUGCAGCAGAUCGAGGAGAUCGAAAGGUCAACGGUGUCGCGGGGCGAUUUCGGCAGGGAGGUCCUCGGGCUGGUCCGGCCACCGCUCUACACCAUUGCAGACGGCUACAGAGGAUUUCCGGCCUUCCUCGACUCCCCUUUCAUCGGCAACGCCAAACAGCAACUCUUGCUUGGACUCCUUUUGAAAAAUAUCAUGUCACAAAAAGAGAUAAUGGAAGCUUUGGCAAAAACCAAAGCCGGCCUUCCUUUUAAAUCCCUGACUUGUUAA
Molecule: messenger RNA, 648 nt
Organism: Cimex lectularius (bed bug)
Lineage: Eukaryota; Metazoa; Arthropoda; Insecta; Hemiptera; Cimicidae
Product: U8 snoRNA-decapping enzyme-like
Exons: 1
Coding region: 1-648 (215 amino acids)
Biological process (GO): mRNA catabolic process; sno(s)RNA catabolic process
Cellular component (GO): nucleus
Molecular function (GO): phosphodiesterase decapping endonuclease activity; snoRNA binding
Source: RefSeq, a predicted model, not a curated record